Spinacia oleracea (spinach) is the source of this 2382-nucleotide messenger RNA. RefSeq lists its product as uncharacterized. The record is from RefSeq and is a predicted model, not a curated record. Gene Ontology annotation, biological process: carbohydrate metabolic process. The transcript is spliced from 5 exons. The coding region runs from base 1839 to 2243 and encodes 134 amino acids. Lineage: Eukaryota; Viridiplantae; Streptophyta; Magnoliopsida; Caryophyllales; Amaranthaceae. Gene Ontology annotation, molecular function: hydrolase activity, hydrolyzing O-glycosyl compounds.
GAAAAGAAAACCGCUCCCGAUAAACCCUAAAAUUGUUUCUCAACUUCCCACUCACCACCUCCAUCUCUUUCACUCACCUCUUCUUCUAAGGAGUUGUAAGUUCAACUUCACAAAUUGUUUCCCCUUGCCGUUUGUAUUUGUUUUCUAUCUACCUCUUUCCCUUUCGAUUUUCCCAUAUUUUGGGUUCAAAUUGUGUAAUUUGGGAUUUACGUUUCUAUUUGGCUGAAUCGGAGACUCAAGAAAUAUGGAUAGAUAAAUUCGUGGGACUCAGAUCCUGGUUCCAAGCUCCCGUUCAACGUUCAUGAUUUCGGAGAUACCUAAUUCUCUCAUAGGUCAGGUCAGUUCACAAUUACAAUCCCAUUAAUUUAUGUUUUUAUGCCUUUUGUUGGUGAAGCAAUCUAGGUCUAGUCUCACUUUCUUGUUAGAAAAUUUGAAUCCGGUUUUUAUUUUUUGAUUGUCGGGGUUUGAUAAUUCGAGAAUCGCAAUGGUGGUUUAUUGAUCCGUGUGAAUAAAUCUGGAAUUUGAGGUUUUAAUCAACAUUGAAAUAUACGUUUGAGUUUGUUUUAAUUUAUUUUUUACAAUAGUCCAUCCCCUUCUUUAUCAUUGUAGUAUUUUCCAGUACAAGAAUUUUUAUUUUUGUUUCUUUUUUGGUUAUUAUAUGCCAAGGACUUCUUAAUUCAUAAUUUUAGAAUACAGGGUAGAACUUUUUUUUAACUUGUAUCAUUGUAUGUGAUUUUGGGUGCAGCCAUGAGGCAUUUAGUAUUUCCGUUGAACUUCCUUCUAUUUAUGGUUUGGAAACAGAAGUCUAGUUGAAGUUAUAUCAUGUUUGAAUGAUGAUUAUAUUGAGUAAUUCUAAAUUGUUAUUCUAUGUUUUUUACUCCUGGGGUUUGCUGACCAUUUUAGGCACAAAGAAACCUUCACUAAUAUUUUCAGUUCUAAAGUAUCAAGCAUCAAGCAAAUAACUUGACCAUUUUCAACUUUUUGUUUGCUAUGAAUUACUAUAUACAAUUCAAUGCAUUUCGAAUAUACUACCAUGUACUAUUCGUUCUAUUCAGCAGAAAGAACAAGGUUUGGGUUGUACAUAUCUAAUCCCAUAUACUCUACCUUUGGAAUGAGACUCAUGACAUGCAUUGUGUAAGAUAGCCUAAUCGACCAACUUUUUGUUCAUCGAAAAAAAAAUUCAAGAGCUUUUCCAUCUCUCUUCCUCCACACUGCAGUCGAUCUGAGAAACUGAACACGAUCUUGGAGCAUCCAAAUUUCAACGAGCUUCAAUAUUUUCUCAGAUCCGAACCAGAAGAAACUAUGGCAUAUGCUUAUUCUCAACCUUGAAAAGUUCAUUGCUCUAGCCAUUUUAUAGGUCUGUAAUAGCUUCAAUCUCUGAUAUUGUGAUGUUAUUUCCGAUUUUGCUUGAACUUCAUGUUUAUUUUGCUGCGAUUGUGUUGCGUUUUCUUGUUUGCUAUGGAUUUCAAGGAAUUUAGGUUUUUUUUUUACUUGUACGAUUAUGUGUUGUGAGAUUAGGGUUUUGAGGGAUCGAUCUUCGAGGAUUUGAGCGGAAUUAGGAUUUCACAUUGGUUUUAUAUGUUUUAGAGUACAAAGGUAAUUGAGGAACUAGUCAAAAUAUGAUUAAAUUUGGUUUAUUUGUCUAUUUCUUCAGCGAAAUUGGGUCUAUGUAAAUGCAAGAACUAUUGUUGUAAUGUGAUUAGUCAUGCUUGACUUUGUUAGUUUCUUUGUUUGAUUUGAAGUCUACUGAUUCCGUAUUGCUACUGGUUCUACAAAUGUUGGAUUUGUACCCAGCUUGAAUCAAAUGGAACUGUCUUGUUGUAUUCUCUAAUGGUGUAAUGAGUCUGAGUGCUACAUUGAAAAAAAAUCUGUGUUCUUUGAUAAUUUACAGGUUCUCCGAAUUUGGAGGUCCAGUUCACGAGCGACCUGUUGAAGAUUUGGCUUUUGCAGUUGCCCGUUUCAUACAAAGCGGUGGUUCAUACAUUUACUAUUACAUGUACCAUGGUGGAACCAACUUUAAACGAACAGCUGGCGUACCAUUCGUUACAACUAGUUAUGAUUAUGAUGCCCCAAUUGAUGAAUAUGGGAGUCCAGGUGCGUGCUGCAGUCAGGUCUACAGGGAGUGUGGUGUUCGAUUGCUGCUGUGUGUAAUCUUAUGUUGCGUACCCUUUUAUUGCAUUUGUUGUGUUUGGUUGUUAGGGAGUGGUCUGUACUCCUCUAACUUUUUCUGCUGUUUCGUUUAGAUACUUUUGUUCAUACCUUUUGGUAUUAAAUUUGUGUUUUGGAGAUAUAUAGCUAGCUAAUUUAAUAGUUUGGACAUGUGUAAACUUAAUUUGACGAUAUGAUAUGACGAUUUGGAGCGAGCUAAUACGUAUUAUUAUA